This is a messenger RNA of Poeciliopsis prolifica (blackstripe livebearer), 2896 nucleotides long. Its product is annotated as all-trans-retinol 13,14-reductase-like. The transcript has 11 exons. The record is from RefSeq and is a predicted model, not a curated record. Lineage: Eukaryota; Metazoa; Chordata; Actinopteri; Cyprinodontiformes; Poeciliidae. The coding region runs from base 348 to 2180 and encodes 610 amino acids. Gene Ontology annotation, molecular function: all-trans-retinol 13,14-reductase activity.
ACUCAUCUUUUAAGUGGUGAAACUAAACUAAUUCCUUUUAGAAUGCAGCAUAAGACUAAACUGCUUUAAAUGUCUGAUUUGCUUCGCGUUUUUACUGUUACAAAGGUCAGUUUAAAACCUCAGCCAUGCAGUACGACACGGACAGUACGUUCAUGCUUUCAGAAAAGAAAGCAUGUGAAACAUAAAGCUUAUUGGACGGGACAAUAUUACGUAUAGAAAAUCUAAUUAUCUGAUUGGCUACUGUCAUCUGUCAGUAAAAUGGGCGGGACUACGCUGUUCCGAACAAGGAAGUGAACUCAAGAGUAGUUUGACCAGUUGACAGGACGUAGAAAAGAAAAGUUGGCGUGAUGUUGAUGAUUGUAGCCGUUGCCUGUGUGUCUUUGGUCGUAUUUAUACUUAAAUAUGUCUUCGGCAACUCAGGUCCGAACCCCUUUGAGAAGGACAGUCGUGAGCCGCUAAAAGAGAAGGUUUACGACAAGAAAGAGAAAAACAAAGUCCUUAAGCAAGGUUUUGUGGCCAGUAAAGUGCCAGAGAACCUGGAUGCAGUCAUCAUCGGCAGUGGUGUCGGUGGACUCGGGCUGGCUGUGCUGCUGGCUAAAGUUGGAAAGAAGGUUCUGGUUCUGGAGCAGCAUAGUCGGGCUGGGGGAUGCUGCCACACGUUCACAGAGAAGGGGUUUGAGUUUGAUGUUGGUAUCCACUACAUCGGUGACCUGUUGGACCACAAGCCCUUUCGCUGCAUGCUGGACCAGAUGACCAAUGGUCAGCUGCAGUGGGAGAAGCUGGAGAACCCGUUUGAUCACGUCGUGCUGGGACCCGCAGAAAACCGACGCUCCUAUCCCAUCUACAGCGGCAGCGCUCGCUACUCUGAAGAGCUGAAGAAGCGAUUCCCUGGAGAGGAGAAGGCCAUCGAUGAGUACCUGAAGCUGGUGAAGAAAACCGGGCGAGGCAUUUGGGUCAUGGCUUUGCUGAAGCUCUGCCCCUUACCUUUGGCCAAGUUCCUGAUCCACACCGGCCUUAUCAAACAUCUAUCUUACUUCUACAAAAUGGCGUCACGCAGCCUGACAGACGUGGUCAACGAGCUGACGGAGAACAAGGACCUCAGAGCUGUCUUCACCUACAUCUUUGGCACUUACGGCAACAUACCAAAAGAUUCCAGCUUUUCCAUGCACAGUCUGCUGACCACCCACUACCUGAGUGGCGCCUGGUAUCCUAAAGCUGGCAGCAGUGAGAUUGCUUACCACAUGAUUCCCAUCAUCGAGAAAGCAGGGGGCGCUGUUCUGGUGCGAGCCCCAGUCAACCGCAUCUUAUUUAAUGAUGCAAAGGAAGCUUGCGGUGUGAGUGUGUUGAAAGGUCAGGAGGAGGUGCAUAUAAAAGCCCCUAUGGUCAUUUCGGAUGCCGGUAUUUUUAAUACCUACGAGAAGCUGCUGCCCAAGGAGCUCCAGGCCAUGCCAGAGAUCCAGAAGCAGCUCAGUUUGGUGAAACAUGGUGAAGGAGGUCUGAGCAUCUUUAUUGGUUUAAAUGGAACCAAGGAGGAGCUGGGCCUGAAAGCAAACAACUACUGGAUUUUUGCUGAGAACAAUUUUGAUGAGCUGGUGGAGAAAUAUAUGAAUGAGGAGAGAGAAGAGGCCUCUAAGAAAAUACCUCUGCUGUUUGUCGCCUCGCCGUCUGCCAAAGAUCCAUCGUGGGAGGAGAGAUCACCAGGAAAGUCUACUUUAAGUCUGGUUAGUUUUGCCAAAUACUCGUGGUUUGAGGAGUGGAAGGACAAUAAAGUGACGAACAGAGGGUCCGACUACAAAGAGCUGAAGCAAGGGUUCAUUGACGCCGCUCUGGAUGUGGUGAUGGACGUUUUCCCAAAAAUCACAAGGGACAAGAUUGAGUAUAUUGAUGCUGGAACCCCCAUCACAAACACACAUUACAUUGCUGCCCCCAAAGGUGAGAUCUAUGGAGUGGACCACGGCAUCGCUCGGUUCAGCCCUGAACUCAACGCUACAAUAAGACCUCAGACUCCCCUGAAGAACCUCUACCUGACAGGCCAGGAUGUGUUUUUGUGCGGUUUCGCUGGCGCCCUUGCUGGAGCUCUCACAUGUGGCUCAGUUAUUCUGAACCGCAACCUCCAUCUGGACGCCAUCGCCUUGGCAAAGAGAACAAAAUAUAUGAACAACAAGCUGAAAGAUGAAUAGCCGCUCUUCUUUAUCCCUAAUUUUGAUAAGGAUGAAUUUUCAAUCCUAAUAAUCUUCACUCAUGUGCCUCUGUUACUAAACCAGUAGAAAGCAGUUCAAACUCCCACAGGUUGUUUCUGCUUUCCUUUAACAUUUGCUGCUCAUAUGGGAAUCCUUAAUUGUAACAUUUUUAAUAAAAACUGCUAAUAUAAACAGCUCUUCCACAUUGUUGUAUAAUUUCAUUUUAACUCUGUUACAUAUUUAUAUUUCUUCACACUGUCUGUGCCAUUAUGUUUUUUUUUCAUGAAGAGUGAUGGGAUUAAUUGGUGUGCAGAUGGUAGCACACAGCAAGAAAGUUGUGGGUUUGAUUCUUUUUCUUCAUGGGGUUUGUUUGUUCUCCCUGUGCAUGCACAGGGAGAACUCCUGGUACCCCAGGUUCCUCCUAGUUCCUAAAAGUAAUAGGUUGAUUGCAUGUGGACAAGUUAAUUUAGAUGUAGCAUUUUCUCUUAAUGAAUACAAUUCUAAUUUCAAGCUUGUAUUUUAUUUUCACUCUUCUUAUCUUUGUCUAAAAAUACAUUUAUUUGGUAAUUCCACACACGUACCUGUGAAAUUGUUUCAGUUGAAUUGAGGUUCCCAAAAAGUCUGAAUGCACCUUUUUAAUCUUCAAGAUCUAAAAAUGCAUGUACUGUUCAUGACUCGAUCUUUAAUUUAAUUUUUUUGAUUUGUUAAAAAAUAAU